This is a messenger RNA of Alternaria novae-zelandiae, 2871 nucleotides long. RefSeq lists its product as uncharacterized. NCBI's taxonomy places the organism in Eukaryota, Fungi, Ascomycota, Dothideomycetes, Pleosporales, Pleosporaceae. The record is from RefSeq and is a predicted model, not a curated record. The coding region runs from base 1 to 2871 and encodes 956 amino acids. The transcript is spliced from 7 exons. Gene Ontology annotation, molecular function: ATP hydrolysis activity; ATP binding.
AUGAAGUCUACGAUGGGGGCCACCGAUGUCAUCACAAACGUCAUGACCUCCGCCACUCAGCUUCCUCAAGGUGCUUUCGGCCACGACACGCCCACGGAUGUUGAAGAGUUUGUAGAAGGCGAGUCCAACUUGGCAGAAGACCCUGAAGAAGCAGUCAGCGAAGCAUCUGUCAAGGUAUCAUCUGAUACUGAGGCAUUCAAUAAUCUAGACGCCAUGGAUGGCGGAGAUGACCCCGUAUUCACAACCUGGCUGAGAUCAUUUACAGGGAAACACGACGAUUGCGAAGAUGACUGCGAAGGCAGGCCUAAUGAUCCAGCCCGUCAACACACCGAAGGGAACUUUGAACACAGAACGCCCCACAAGGACAAAAUCGACAUGAACCGUCUUGAUGCGGCCAUCAACGCGGCCAUCGCGGCUGGGAUGAACGAUCCAAGCUUUUCGAAUGAACCUUGCGAUGUUAGCAGAUAUGGUCACCGAUUUAUUAACGCAAGCGCUUGUUUCGUCUCCGACUACUACUACGUCAUUCCAUGGGCGGCAUGUUACUCAUGGAAGGUCGUUCAGGUCCUGCUCAAAUCAUUGGCCCUAGAAGAUGGCCAAGUUCUUACCGACAUUUCCAACGGCGACAUCACUGUCUGGGCACCCGAUCACGGCUACAUCCACCCUGAGACGUGGGAACAAGUCAUCCAACACGACAUGAAGGUUCACUUCGAACCACAUUCGGCGUACAAAGCAGCCAAACACGAAUGCCGGAUACAAUACACAGUCGAUUAUUUCGAAGGAACUACUGCGUACAACACCUUCAAAGCCCGACACACGUUUGAUCAACCUGUGGAUGUUGCCCACGGAGACGAUGACGUUACACUACCCGCCCUCGAGGAGAUAAAGGAUGUUGUCACACCACAUUACCGCCAUUCGGAGAACAAAAGACAUGGCAAAGUCGACAGUAAAGCCGCGCUUGGAUCUCAAGACAGUGUUGUCUAUACCAAGCUCAAGAUAAACUCUUCGUAUCUGCUAAACUUACUGAAAUCGAUUAUCGAAUAUCCUGGAGAGUGUCGAGAAGAGUUUGGUUUAGAAGCUGGCUUGUAUCUAUACCCUUUCGAAGAUCUGUAUCAUCACUUGGAUCAAUUGCUCGGUUACAAGAUCGAUGGUUCAGGGCUUCGCGCCCAGCACUCUGCCGCUUUCAACCAAAAGUGCGACGAGCACAUCGAGCUUCUUCGAUCUUAUCUGAUGUUACAAUCAGGUGUACCGUUCGAGAAGUUCCAAUCACUUCAGGAAAGGAGAGUGCCCGUGGUUUCAUUCAAAAACUACUGGCUUCUCCUCAAGCCUGGUACAGAUGUCUACGUUAUGGAGAGCGACGGAUCCCUUAACGUAUAUGUACUGGAUGAGGUUGAAUGUAUCCCAGCUCCAACCCAUGAUACAAGAUCGAUUCGCGACUAUACCAUAGCCGUUUGGAACCUGGCUUUUGGAGGGACACAGAUCACACCUCGUCGCCGAUAUAUCGAUGUCAAGGUUUUCGACAAUGAGCGAGAGAUAACUAGUCUUUCAGUAUUUCCGGUGAAGUUUCACGACGGGAAUGACAAGGGUAGACUGAGAGAGGAGCUUGUUAGUCGAGGGAGAAGAUACUUCCACUACUCAAAGCGACCAUGCUUUCUCGAGUACACGGGCAAGGGCUUGAAGGAAGCUUCGAAGACAUACAAAAGAACGCGCGUAGUCGUUGAACACGAAACGGCACCCUGGGAACUGGAUGGUCUCAAGUCUGAUCACCAUGCGCCUGCAGAUGAUGCUGAUGUCCUCCGCAAUACCAUCCGUGUGCCGCAAUGCGAGUGCAGUGACUGCAAAACACGUACAACAGAGAUCUACGUGAAGGAGCGCUUCAACGACUACCAUGGAAUCGUACCCAGCGACACAGCCGAACUUACAGAGCAUCAUUAUCUACUCAUGGCAUCGCAUAUGUACGCUUUCAUUUUGAACGAGCGCAGCUAUGAUAUUCUGGAAGUCAAAGGACUGGCAGAGCCGAGUAUGGCCGACAAUGCAAUCGAUAAACUGGUCUUGGACGCUAAAAGCAAAGACUUGAUCAAGGCUGUCGCUGACAUAUACACCGAUGGCGAUCAGUCGAAACGAUUCACUGCAGAUUACAUACAGGGAAAAGGUGAGGGCCAGAUCAUCCUGCUGCACGGAUCUCCAGGAACAGGCAAAACGCUCACCGCAGAUCUUGGCCAUGAGCCUGCGGUGUUGGAGUCUCGGCUUCUGCGCUACUUCAAAAGAGCCCGUGAUUGGGACGCCAUCGUUUUGCUGGAUGAAGCAGACGUGUAUCUUGAACAACGCACGACCCAUGAUCUCAAGCGUAACGGCAUCGUAACAGUAUUCUUACGCGCACUCGAUUACUUCCAGGGCAUCUUGUUCCUCACCACGAACCGUGUUGGUCAUUUCGACGAAGCCUUUAUCUCACGCAUCCAUCUUUCGCUCGGUUACGAGAAGCUCACAGAUGUCGCACGCGCAAAAGUCUGGGACAACUUGUUCAAGAAAUUGAGCCACGAUUCCAAGCGUGGUGGCUUUGUUAUCAAGUACGAGUAUGAUGCUAAGAGUUACGUCAAGAGUAAAGAGGUCCAGGCAUUGGAGUGGAAUGGACGAGAGAUCAGGAAUGCUUUCCAGACGGCUGUCGCGCUCGCUGUUCAUAGAGCAAAGAAUGACAAGAGCGAGGACCCGCCUGAGAUGGUGGAAGAUGAUCUCAAACAAGUUGUAACGAUGUCGUCGGCUUUCAGAAAGUACAUGACAGCAGCACACAGUGGCAUGGAUGACUCGACGUGGGCGUUCAAACAUGGCAAUCGCGAAGACAAAUUUCCGAGCACACCAGCCAAGACGGAUGCUUGA